GUAAUAACUGGUCGAUUGUUGACAUUAUUUAUCUCAAGUAUUCAUGUGCUCUCUACACAUCUGACGUCAAUGAAAAAAAUUAAAACAAAUUGAGUUGACGAGACUCCGGUCAAAAAAUUGCUCGUCAGUGAUUCGUGAUUCCGGACUUCGUCUGAUGUUGAAUACAAAACAGUCACGUCUGUAGGUCACGUCCCUGGUUGGGCAUGCUUUGUGUUACGUUAGUAUUGUUGGUUGUUCACGUUUAGAUGUUCGCGAUGUUGAAUGUUUAGUUUGUGACGAACUGAUGCGGCGAUUUAACCGGAAAAGGCGAGCAGCUGUUCAGUAAUUAAAAAAGACUGAAAAUAGUUCGUUUACUGAAACGUCCUCGAUACAAAUUAAUAAUAUUGGUGAAUAUAGAAUAAAAUUGUAGGUGCUUGCAUGUAUUUGAUAAAUUUUAAGGACAAAAUUAGAGAUGGCAACCCUACAACAUAAAAAAGUAUACGAAGAAACUACAACAACUAUAAGACCGAAAAGGCGAAGAGUUAGGGUUGGUGAUCCAGACUUUGCACCUCCAGAUGGAGGUUGGGGUUGGCUAGUAUGUUUCGCCUGUGGCUUUAGUAAUUUAUGUACCUUCCCGAUGUUCCAGCAAUUUGGACUGUUGUUUCGAGAGAAACUGAACAUAUUGGGAUUUAGUAACACGCAAAUCACAACAAUCAUCAACAUGAAUUCAGCCUUUAACUCUUGCAGUGGUCUUUUAAAUGGACCUCUGUUUAAGUUUUUUUCCUACAGACAAAUCGCUUUCUCAGGGGCAACACUAGUCGCAGUUUCACUUUUUUUAGUAAGAUGGUGCCGAUCAUUUCCAACGUACAUAAUAUUUUAUGCCAUAUUAUAUGGUACUGGAAUAGGAGUCACACAAUCGGCUAAUGCAGUAGCUUUAAAUACAUAUUUUAAAAACAAAAGGCGAAUAGCGACAGGCCUAUCAUGGACAACAACUGGUCUGGGGCCAAUUGUGUGGCCGUACAUUAUCACAGCGCUGAUGAACGUAUGCGGUAUGGAGGGUACUUUGCUAAUUUUUGCGGCAUUUGCUGGUCAUGCAAUCGUAUGUUCCUUGUUGCUACAACCAGUCCACUGGCACACCAAAUUUAGAGAGGAGCCGACUGAAUCUGAAAAACCUUUACUAGAACCAAUAGAAGAAAUAACUACAAAUAAUGAAGUAAAAAAACUGAAAAAAAAUAGAAGUUUACUUUCUGCUAAAUAUUUACGUAAUGAAGAUGAUCCUAAUAAGCCCGGUUAUGAAAUAACAGAACCAGGAACGCCAUGCAUGGUACGAUCUAACGAUGGAUGGUACUCCAGAAGCAGCAGCUUGGUUGGCUCUAGGACGUCACUUUCUUCAGCGAAAGCUUCAAAACCGGGUUCAAAGAAAACUUCAGGUCAAAAUUCAAUAGCCGUCUCACGAGCGUCUUACAGUAACUUAGCAGAUGCAAGAUCUAAGAGAAACUCGUCAGUUAAUUUAGCGGAAAACAAAGAAAGACGAAGAAAAACCUCUCAGCCCCGACCAAAAAUCGAAGAAUCCUUAGCAGAAGACAGUCCUUUAGAAAAAGCUCCACAAGAUUUAAAAGAAGAAGAAAAACAGCUCAUAACACAGCAAGUACAACAAACUGGGGCGUAUCCCAACGAAAAGGAUGUGCUAAAAACUGCAGCCAAACGCCUCCAAGAGUAUAAACAGAAUGAAGAAGAACGAGUCAAUGAAGAACAAGACAAACACACCAAUGGAACUGUUGAAAUUAAAAUGACCCAAGAGCCCGAACCUGAAAAAUUAACCAUACUUGACAAAAUUGUUAUAUUCUUUGACUUGGGUCUUCUAAAAGACCCCAUAUACUUAACCCUUAUGCUUGGAAUAACAAUUGCUAACUUUGCCGAAAUAAAUUUUUCAAUAUUGACGCCAUUUGUACUGGAAGAGUUUAAUUUCCAACAAUACCAGACGGCAACAUUUAUGUCUUUGCUAGGAGCAACUGAUAUUUUAGUGCGUUUCUUUGUGCCUUUUAUUGCUGAUAAAAUUGGCUGGGACAAUAAGACGUUUUUCUUAGUAGGAGUUCUCAGUAUGGCAUUUGGAAGAAUAAUAUUGGUGCAUACUCGAACGUUUUACGUUUCGUUAUUUGUUGCUGCCUUAAUUGGUUGUGGAAAAGGCCUGAGAACAGUGUUUAUGGCCUUAGUAAUACCAAGUCAUGUUCCUCUAGAAAGACUACCGGCUGCUUCAGGACUACAGCUAGCUACAGCUGGACUGUUAUUUUUAUUUGUUGGUCCCAUUAUAGGUUGGGUAAGAGAUUUGGUUAAAAAUUAUGUGAUAACGUUGCAUUUGUUAAAUAUCAUGACAUAUACUACAGCGAUAGCUUGGAGUAUUGAAAUGUGGUACAGCAGUAGGAAAAACAAAGCUAAUAAUGAUGCUGAAAGUAUUAAGAAGUGAUCUUUUUGUUCCGUUUCUAUUAAUCGUUUUAAAUAGAAUUGUAAAUAUUUUUUAUAUUCUUUCGUUAUCAAUAAAGAUUUAAGUUUUUUUGUUA
Messenger RNA from Agrilus planipennis (emerald ash borer), 2537 nucleotides. RefSeq lists its product as uncharacterized. Bases 452 to 2443 code for a protein of 663 amino acids. The record is from RefSeq and is a predicted model, not a curated record. Lineage: Eukaryota; Metazoa; Arthropoda; Insecta; Coleoptera; Buprestidae. Gene Ontology annotation, biological process: monocarboxylic acid transport; transmembrane transport. The transcript is spliced from 8 exons. Gene Ontology annotation, molecular function: monocarboxylic acid transmembrane transporter activity.